AUGGCCAGGGUCACCUUCGCUGUCCUCGUAUCGCUGGCCUAUGCACUUGGCGGCCGCGCUUCGCCUGUGGAACCCCCCUCCGUGGCCCACAAAAUCGGAGCUUCGCACCUCCGUCGAAACCACGGAGGUCCUGGUUCAGCGUCCUUUGGCGGAAUAAUAAACGAUUCCUCAGCCCCGUCACUCCAAAACUCAGAGGUACAGGAUCUGAGCAGACUCGCGACUAGGUCGACGCCAUCUAUCCUCACAGAUCAUGGACAAUGGAGUAUCCAAGGGUGUUUCGUUGAUGAUCCUCAACACCGAAUCAUUGCCGCGGAAGUCCAGGGUAAUUUGCCGUUGACAGUCGAGCGAUGCAUGGGUCGAUGCUGGCAAUUCCAGUACACUGUAGCCGGGAUUGAAAAUGGUCGGGACUGCUACUGCGCUGAAUCAAUAGAUAUCUACGCGCUGAAACCUGCACAUCUCGACGAAUGCAAAUCCCCUUGCGUUGGUGAUGAAAGUCAUGCAUGCGGUGGAACCGCCCGACUGCUUUUGUAUCACCACUCAUCCGGAACACUCUAUACUCCAUCGCGCGAAAGAAUUGGGGACUGGGAAUCUCGAGGAUGCUAUACCGACUCGCCGCAUGCACGUACUCUGCCCUAUCAAUUCUUCACUGACGGCGGCAUGACAAUAGAAAAGUGCACCCAGAUUUGCUACGAGGGUGGCUUUGAAUAUGCAGGUACGGAGAGGGCCAGCGAAUGCUAUUGCGGCUCCUCAAUCGAGAAUGAGGGCAAGCAGCGACCCGCACAAGAAUGCGACCAAGCAUGCGUUGGAAACGGCGCACAGCAAUGCGGUGGAGUUCAUCGUCUCAAUAUUUACCACUACGAGGGUCAAACACUCCCAACCUUGAAGGGCCUUCCAUCUGCCGCUGAUGCAUUCCGUCCCCCAACAGCUUCUUGGGUCUACGACGGCUGUCAUUUGGACUCGGCUCUGAACCGAGUGCUUAAGCAUUCUGUCGACGUGGAGGGAGGAAUGACUAUAGAAAAAUGCGCCGGUGCAUGCCAUGUAAAGGGGUUUAUCUACGCUGGUAUCGCAAAUGGAAACGAGUGCUACUGCGACAAUGAGCAUAGUGCAAUUCCGGCUACGAUUGGUUGCGAAACGCCAUGCUCUGGAAACCCAGAACAGAAUUGCGGUGGUAUAGAUCGAAUCAUCAUCUAUCAUCUCGACGGUGCCAAGAAGGAGGUGUCGGUCCCCGCUCCCAGUUCCGAAGACGAGACCGAGGGGUGGGCAUUCCUUACUUGGCUAGGUCACGGAUGCUACGUCGACUCUGUUACGGCACGUAUAAUGAGCCAGAUCGUCACAGACGAACCAAUGACGGUGGAACACUGUCUCUCUCUAUGUCAAGACGUCGGAUUCACUGUCGCAGGCAUGGAGGCUGGAAGCGAGUGCUUCUGCACAACCUCUUUACCGCCUUCGAAACUUCAGGCGGACCCGAAGGAGUGCUCGACACCUUGCGAAGGCAAUCCAGAGCAGAUCUGCGGCGGACCCGAGCGACUUACCGUCAUGUAUUAUUCUCACGCUUCUUGA
Molecule: messenger RNA, 1560 nt
Organism: Serendipita indica DSM 11827
Lineage: Eukaryota; Fungi; Basidiomycota; Agaricomycetes; Sebacinales; Serendipitaceae
Source: the annotation of a GenBank genome assembly